AUGAGUAUUAAAUCGGAUGUCCGUAUAUGUCAAAUUAUUUCUUUGGCAUUAGGCGGUUGUAUGAAUGGAGAAAUUAAUUCGGUAUUCCCGUAUAUUUCACUAUCAGACAUGGCUCAAUGGAUGCUGUUUAAAAUCCUGGCAACAUAA
Funneliformis mosseae is the source of this 147-nucleotide messenger RNA. NCBI's taxonomy places the organism in Eukaryota, Fungi, Glomeromycota, Glomeromycetes, Glomerales, Glomeraceae. The record is from the annotation of a GenBank genome assembly.